Nerophis ophidion (straightnose pipefish) is the source of this 7452-nucleotide messenger RNA. Its product is annotated as GDNF family receptor alpha-1-like. Gene Ontology annotation, biological process: nervous system development. The transcript is spliced from 10 exons. Gene Ontology annotation, molecular function: signaling receptor activity. Lineage: Eukaryota; Metazoa; Chordata; Actinopteri; Syngnathiformes; Syngnathidae. Gene Ontology annotation, cellular component: external side of plasma membrane; signaling receptor complex. The coding region runs from base 206 to 1594 and encodes 462 amino acids. The record is from RefSeq and is a predicted model, not a curated record.
CGUGCAUGCAUGCGCGCGCUCACACGCCAACAUCCCGCCGGACGACGCGAUCGCCUCCCUUCUCCUCGCACUUGUUCUCCUGCCAGGAAAACGCACCUCGCCCGUCUUUCUCUCCCCUCCAUGGAACUCCCCGCACUGGCUCGGAACUUCUCCUGAGCGCUGGACGUCUUUUCCCGCGGCAGGCUCGUCGACGACGGCGGUGACGAUGAUGAUGAUGAGGACGGCGGUGAUGAUGAUGCUGCUGGCCGGACUUCUUCUUCUAGAUGUGUCAUGCGCGGCCGAGGAUGGCGUGCGGCGUGCGGGCGGCUCGCGGCCGGACUGCGUGCGGGCCAGCGAGCAGUGCCUGCAGGAUGCCGCCUGCAGCUCCACGUACCGCACCAUCAGGCAGUGCGUGUCCGGCAAGCACGGCAACUUCAGCCACGUCGGCCGCAUGGACGCACAGGACGAGUGCCGGAGCGCAGUGGACGCGCUCAAGAAAAGUCCUUUGUACCGAUGCAGAUGCAAGAGGAGCAUGAAGAAGGAGAAGAACUGCCUGCGCGUCUACUGGGGCAUCUACCACUCCUUGCAAGGUAACGACUUCUUGGAGGAUUCUCCCUACGAGCCCGGCAACAGUCGCUUGUCCGACAUCUUCCGCCUGGCGCCCAUCCUCGGUGAGCCGGCGCUGGCCCGGGAGAACAACUGUCUGAACGCGGCCAAGGCCUGCAACCUGAACGACACGUGCAAGAAGUACCGCUCCGCCUACAUAAGCCCGUGUACCAGCAGGGUGUCCAGCGCCGAGGUCUGCAACAAGAGGAAGUGUCACAAGGCCCUCAGACACUUCUUUGACAAGGUGCCCGCCAAGCACAGCUACGGCAUGCUGUUCUGCUCGUGUCCAGCAGGCGACCAGACGGCGUGCUCGGAGCGGCGCCGGCAGACCAUCGUGCCCGCCUGCUCCUACGACGACAAGGUCAAGGUCAACUGCUUGGAGCUGCAGGACAACUGCAGGACUAACUACAUCUGCAGAUCACGUCUGGCUGACUUCUUCGCCAACUGCCAGCCUGAACCACGAUCCCUUUCGGGCUGUCUGAGGGAGAACUAUGCAGACUGUCUGUUGGCGUACUCGGGUCUGAUUGGCACGGUGAUGACUCCCAACUUUGUGCGUUCAGCCAAGCUCAGCGUGUCUCCGUACUGCGACUGCAGCAAGAGCGGCAACAGCAAGGACGACUGCGACAAGCUCACCACCUUCUUCACCGACAACACGUGUCUCCGUAAUGCCAUCCAGGCUUUCGGGAACGGGACAGAUAUCGGGGUGCGGCCACCUAUGUCACCUGCCCAGACCACCAGUGCCAUCACCUCGCCGUACCAACGCAACCGCCAACGCAACAACAUCGACAAUCACAUCAACACAGACACUGGAAUAUACCACUUCUGUGGAAGUUUACAGGCUCAGAAAUUAAAAUCCAACUCGACGACUGACAGCAUCUUCUGUGUGGACCCUCAGAUCGACGGUCCGAGCGUGUCCAACUCCAUCGCGGGAAACUCUGCCCCCUCCAGACGAGCCGGCGCUCUGCUGCCCGCUCUGCUGCCCCCUGUGGUGUGGCUGUGGACUCACUGACGCGUUGUCAUGGCGACGUCAGGUGUCACACUUCCUCCCCUUGUUUUUCUUCCUCAUUAAACCUCGUCAAGUACACCUUGAGUUUGUGCAUCCACGCAAAAUAAAGCUCCAAUCAGGGUUAGGUACGCCCACAUUUGCUCUGGCGAGGAUUACACACGCCCACAUUUGCUCUGGCGAGGAUUUGGCACGCCCACUUUUGCUCCGCUGAUGAUUAAAAAAGACCACUUUUGUUCUGGUGAGGAUCAGACACCCCCACAUUUACUCUGAUGAGGAUUAGACAUGCCCACAUUCACCCAUGUCAGGAUUAGACACGCCCACACCCAUUCUGGCGAGGAUUAGACACGCCCACAUUCACUCUGGUGAGGAUUAGACACGCCCACAUUCAUUCUGGUCAGGAUCAGACACGCCCACAUUCAUUCUGGUCAGGAUUAGACACACCCACAUUCACUCUGACGAGGAUUGGACACGCCCACAUUCAUUCUGGUCAGGAUUAGACACGCCUCACAUUCACUCUGGUGAAGAUUAGACACGCCCACAUUCAUUCUGGUCAGGAUUAGACACACCCAUAUUCCCUCUGGUGAGGAUUAGACACGCUCAUAUUCACUUUGGUGUGGAUUAGACACGCCCACAUUAACCCUGGUGAAGUUUAGACACGCCCAUAUUCACCCUGGUGAAGUUUAGACACGCUCAUAUUCACCCUAGUGAAGUUUAGACACGCCCACAUUCACCCAGGUGACGAUUAUACACUCCUACAUUCAGUCUGGUGAGGAUUAGACACGCCCACAUUCACUCUUUUGAGGAUUAGACACGCCCACAUUCACUCUUUUGAGGAUUAGACACGCCCGCAUUCAGUCUGGUGAUGAUUAAACACGCCCACAUUCACUCUUCUGAGGAUUAGACACGCCCACAUUCACUCUUUUGAGGAUUAGACACACCCACAUUCACUCUUUUAAAGAUUAGGCACGCCCACAUCCACCCUGGUGAGGAUUAAACACGCUCAUAUUCACUUUGGUGUGGAUUAGACACGCCCACAUUCACCCUGGUGAAGUUUAGACACGCCCAUAUUCACCCUAGUGAAGUUUAGACACGCCCACAUUCACCCAGGUGACGAUUAUACACUCCUACAUUCAGUCUGGUGAGGAUUAGACACGCCCACAUUCACUCUUUUGAGGAUUAGACACGCCCACAUUCACUCUUUUGAGGAUUAGACACGCCCGCAUUCAGUCUGGUGAUGAUUAAACACGCCCACAUUCACUCUUCUGAGGAUUAGACACGCCCACAUUCACUCUUUUGAGGAUUAGACACACCCACAUUCACUCUUUUAAAGAUUAGGCACGCCCACAUCCACCCUGGUGAGGAUUAAACACGCUCAUAUUCACUUUGGUGUGGAUUAGACACGCCCACAUUCACCCUGGUGAAGUUUAGACACGCCCAUAUUCACCCUGGUGAAGUUUAGACACGCCCACAUUCACCCAGGUGAGGAUUAUACACUCCCACAUUCAGUCUGGUGAGGAUUAGAGACACGCCUACAUUCACCCUGGUGAGGUUUAGACACGCCCACAUGUACUCUGGUGUGGAUUAGACACGCCCACAAUUACCCUGGUGAAGUAUAGACACGCCCACAUUACCCCUGGUGGUGAUUAGACACAACCAUAUUCACUCUGGUGUGGAUUAGACACGCCCACAUCCCCUUUGGUGAGGAUUAGACACGCCCACAUUCACCCUGGUGAGGAUUAGACAGCCCACAUUCACCCUGGUUUGGAUUAGACACGCCCACAUUCACGCUGGUGAGGAUUAGACACGCCCACAUUCACCCUGGCGAGGAUUACACACGCCCACAUUCACCCUGGUGAGGAUUAGACACUCCCACAUUCAUUCUGGUCAGGAUUAGACACGCCCACAUUCACUCUGGUGCCGAUUAGACACGCCCACAUCCAUUCUGGUCAGGAUUAGACACACCCAUAUUCACCCUGGUGAGGAUUAGACACUCCCACAUUCACCCUGGUGAGGAUUACACACGCCCAAAUUCACCCUGGUGCGGAUUAGACACGCCCACAUUCACCCUGGUGAGGAUUAGACACAUCCAUAUUCACCCUGGUGAGGAUUAGACACGCCCACAUUCAUUCUGGUCAGGAUUAGACACACCCACAUUCACUCUGGUGCGGAUUAGACACGCCCACAUUCAUUCUGGUCAGGAUUAGACACGCCCACAUUCACUCUGGUGUGGAUUAGCCACGCCCACAUUAAUUCUGGUCAGGUUUAGACACGCCCACAUUCACCCUGGUGAGGAUUAGACACGCCCACAUUCCCCCUGGUCAGGAUUAGACACGCCCACAUUCACCCUGGUGAGGAUUAGACACGCCCACAUUCACUCUGGUGAUGAUUAGACACGCCCACAUUCACUCUGGUGAUGAUUAGACACGCCCACAUCCAUCAACAUACCACAUUUGCCAAAAGUAGAGAAAGAUGCACAAGAUGAAGAGAUUGUAAAUACUUUCAUGUUUUUUUUUAUGUUUCUGGAUUUUUAUAUUCCUGUUUUUUUAUGAUUUUGGUUCUUUUCAAGACGAAGGACACACACGCCGCUCCUUCCUUCCUUGCUUCCUUCCUUUCGCCUCCUCGUCUGUCAAGUUUCUAAAAACCACUCCUCAGUCCCCGCAGGAUUUCACCUUUUUUUUUUUUUUUUUCUUUUUCUUCCGACUGUUGGCCUCGCAUACUUGAAUUCACGGCAGCUUUUUCAGAAAGUCUGCGGCGAAAGUCGCAAAGUUUUACAAGCUUAUUUUAUUUUCAAAGAUAGUACGUUUUUAUGAAUUUGUUUUCAAUGUUCCUCGUAACCUCGAACUAAAAAGCACAGGAUUUUAACAUCAUUUGUAAAACUAACAGUGUUGAUGUUUUACUCGUUUUACGGCACACGGAUUUAAAAGUGGACACUAGAUGGCAGUACUCUCAGCUCAUACUGUUUAAUUCCUACACAUUCAUUCAUGAUCUGUUUUACUCCAUUUUUGUUGGUGCAUGAGAGAUUAUCAUCACACUUCAACAUCUCUAACAUGUCAAUGCUGCCUCUUUGCUAGCUCAGCAUUGCACAUGCAAACAUCUUCCUGAUCGUCUUACUGUGGCUAAAUAAAUGUCAAAUACGUGUAAAGUCGGAAGUAAACGUUUAUAUGCUACUAUAUUACCCAGAAAGCUUAGCGCUGUGGACAGGAACAGGAAGUAGGUGUGGUUUGAUCAAUAAAUAGUGGAUAUAUUGUUAGACAUUGUUCUAAACCACAGGUGUCAAACUCCAUUUUUUUUGGCCCUCAAAAGCCUGGAAAUAAUACGUCUCAAUAAAGUACCGUAACUUUUCCUACUAAAUGUAUUAUUUAUUUCUAUUUUGGCAGAAAAAAAAGUGCUCUAUGUAGGUCUAAUUAUGCAAAAAUAUAUGAUUAAACAUUCAAACCAUUUUUUAAAAAUAGAUAUGCAUACUAAUAAUUAUUAUUUCAAAGCAAGUUAUCCAUCAAAUUGUACAUUGUUUCUAAUAAAAUGUAAUAUUUAUUGUGGUUUUUACAGCAUUUUUCUCAAUUUUUAAAAAUGUUUUACUUUUUUUUUUUUACUGUAAUAAACUUUGGUGCCGUUUUGGCAUUUACAGUAAUACACCCAACAAUCUACACUUAUUGAUUGGCAGUAAAAAAAAAAAUGGUGCCAAAAUUUGAUUGUAAAAUUGCAUUUUUUUUUAUUCACAGUAAAAAAAAAAGUAAUGUAAAUUUUACAGUGAAACUGAGCUGCUUCUUCUUUUUUUUUUUUUUUUUACCAUAUAAAACAGCAGUACUGUUUUUCCACGUACAGUAAUAUACACAACAUUUUGAGGUGAAAUUUUUGCAAUUUACUAGAGAUGCCCGAUUAAAUCGGACUCCCUGAUAUUGUCGUCCGAUGAAUGUUUAAAAAUGAAAAAAAACAAUACUUUUUUUUUUUUUUACUGUAAUUAACCAUGGUGUAGUUUCGGCAUUUACAGUAAUACACCCAAAAAUCUACACCUAUUGAUUAGCGGUAAAAACAACAACAACAAAAUCGAACAAUCUGACAGCUCAGGUGCCAAACUUUGCAUUGUAAAAUUGCAGUUUUUUUUUAAAUUUACAGUAAAAUUAUGGCAACUGAGCUGCCUUUUUUUUACGAUUUACAGUAAUAUACACUACAUUUUGAGGUGAAAUCAUUGCAAUUUACUAGAGAUGUCUGAUAAUAUCGGACUGUUGAUAUUAACGGCCGAUAAAUGUUUUGAAUUGAAAAAAAUACAUAUAAAUGAAAUAUAUAUAUAUAUAUAUAUCCAUCCAUUUUCUACCGGUUAUUCCCUUUUGGGGUUGCGGGGGGCGCUGGUGCCUAUCUCAGCUACAAUAGGGCAGAAGGCGGUGUACACCCUGGACAAGUUGCCACCUCAUCGCAGGGCCAACACAGAUAGACAGACAACAUUCACACUCACAUUCACACACUAGGGAUCAUUUAGUGUUGCCAAUCAACCUAACCCCAUGUCUAUAUAUACAUAUAUAUAUAUAUAUAUAUAUAUAUAUAUAUAUAUAUAUAUAUAUAUAUAUAUAGAGAGAGAGAGAGAGAGAGAGAGAGAGAUAGAUAUACAUACUGAAAUUCAAGUAUUUCAUAUAUAUAUAUAUAUAUAUAUAUAUAUAUAUAUAUAUAUAUACAUAUAUAUAUAUAUAUAGUGAAUUCUAGAUAUAAAUAUACUCCUACCCCCUUAGCCCCGCCCACCCUGACCCCGCCCACAAUCUCCUGAAUUCGGAGGUCUCAAGGUUGGCAAGUCUGAAUUAAGUGUUGGACAAUAUCGGAAUAUAUCUGCAAAAAAGCCAUUAUUGGACAUCUCUACAAUUUACCAUAUAUUAUUUUUAUAGUUAAAAAAAAUAUAUCUACUAAUAAAAUGCAUAAGAAAAUAUUAUAAUAAUAGUAUUCACUGUUAGACACGGCCCUCCGGGACCAAACAUAAGUGCCAUGUGGCCCUCAGUGGAAACCACUUCGACACCUCUGGUCAACACAAAUAAAACAAAGUAAAUAAGUUGAAUAAGUUUUUCUAAACUGUCGACAGAAUGUUGUCUGUCUAGCUGUGUUGGCCCUGUGAUGAGGUGGCGACUUGUCCAGGGUGCACUCCGCCUUCCUUCCCGAAUGCAGCUGAGGUAGGCUCCAGCACCCCCGCUGCCACCACAAAAGGGACAAACGGCAGAAAAAUGGAUGGAUGGAUGUUGACAGAGACAAAUUUGAUUGGACGCAGUAAACAAAGUUGCAAGACUGAACAUAACCGGCAGAAAUUGAAAAGGGACAAGCGGUAGGAAAUGGAUGGAUGUUUGAAUUUGCAUGAAAUUUGUGGGGACUGACGAGCUCGCGCUAAUUAUGUCGAAUUUUUUACCCUAAACGAGCACGAGCCAGCCAUUGGUCUGCUGCCGUUAGGGGGAGGAGCUUAGGAGUUCAACAAAGUGGGAGGAGCAUCUUAAUGAAAGCUUGUUUGUUUUUUUCUGAAUAUUGUUUUCCACGUGACUAAUGUACAUUUCUCUGCAUCUGCAACAAAUAUAUCAAAGUAACUCUCCUCUCCUUGCUUAAAUACCCACUUAUUUUUCUACAUUGGCCCUGCUCUUCUGAAGGUGAAUAAUAAUCAUGACAAUGAUGACAAUAGGAAUAAUGAAAGUGAGAGUCGGGAUCACGACAGGCUGGUCUGAAUGUUUGGAGAACAUCCUCACGCACGUUUGAGCCGACUUGUCGCUUUUCGGAGGAAAAGGAGGCGAUUGCUGAUUUAUUUUUAAUUUUUCAGCUUCUUUUGCCGUCGUCUUUGCUUGUGAAAAUGUCUCAUUUGUUGUACAGAUCAUUAAAGUUGGGGAAAAAAAUCACACAAA